CACAGGAAGUACAUGAACCAGUGCUUCUGUCCGUACUGUUGACAUUAGAAAACAACGAUGGCACAGUGUUUGAGACCACAGAGUUCAGUUUUGCCGUAGCUGCCACACUAUGCUCUCACUUUGGAGCAACUCGCUGCCGUCAGAAGCAAAUAUUGCGGCUUUUAUCGUCUUAGUCAUUGUGUAUUAUUUACUUCAAUUCCACCUCAAACGACGCCACCUAGCAAACCUCCCUCCCGGUCCGAAACCUUGGCCGAUAGUGGGCAACUAUGGCGCCUUUCUCAUCCCGUCUUUUAUUAGAAGGCGGUUCGGGAAGGCGUCGAACGGCGCUGCCACGACACCCGUGAUCGGGUUAACGGAACAAGCCGCCGUGUACGGUAACGUCUUCAGCUUGUUUGUGGGCAGCCAACUGAUUGUGGUGCUGAACGGCUGUGACGUCAUCAGGGAUGCCCUGCUCAACCACCCGGAAGUGUUCUCAGACAGGCCGGAUAUCCCUACGGUGACGCUCAUGACCAAACGCAAAGGAAUAGUCUUUGCACCAUAUGGACCAGUAUGGAGAAAACAUCGCAAGUUCUGCCACGCGUCACUGCGGACCUUCGGCCUGGGGAAGCUGAGUUUGGAGCCGUGCAUCCUUCAAGGCUUGGCCACCGUCAAAAGUGAGCUGCUGCGACUACAAGAGAAGAAGGCUGCUGUGGACUUGACUCCGCUCAUAAGCAACGCCGUCUCCAAUGUAAUUUGCUCCCUCGCCUUGGGACAACGCUUCCACCACGACGACCGCCAGUUCGGCGCCCUGCUGGCCCUAAUGAUGCGAGGCCUGGAGCUUUGUGUCAACAGCCCCGCCAUCCUCAUCAACAUCUUCCCACUGCUUUACCACUUGCCCUUUGGAGUCUUCAAGGAGCUCCGCCAGGUGGAGGGCGACAUCACGGCGUUCCUGAAGAGGAUUAUUGCCAAGCACCGGGACACGCUGGACCCAGGGAAUCCUAGGGAUCUUGUGGACAUGUACUUAGUGGAGAUGUUGGCUCAGAGGGAUGCCGGAGUGGAGGACAGCAGCUUUAGUGAAGACUACCUCUUCUACAUCAUUGGAGAUCUUUUUAUAGCAGGCACUGACACAACCACCAACUCUGUCCUGUGGGUCCUCCUCUACAUGGUCGUACAUCCUGACGUCCAAAAGAAAGUCCAAACAGAGCUGGACAAGGUCGUGGGAAGACACCGUGUCCCAUCUUUGACAGACAGGGGAUGUUUGCCCUUCACAGAGGCCACCAUCAUGGAGGUCCAGCGGCUGACCUCUGUGGUUCCUCUGGGAAUUCCACACAUGGCGUCCAAGACCACAGACUUCCGAGGUUACACCAUUCCACAAGGAACAGUUAUUUUGCCCAAUCUGUGGUCCGCUCAUCGAGACCCCACUGUUUGGGACGACCCUGACAGCUUCAAGCCGGAGCGCUUCCUGGAUGACCACGGGAAGUUGGUCAGGAAAGAUUGCUUCAUGCCAUUUGGGAUCGACAGGUCGCAGGGUGUGCAUGGGGGAGCAGCUGGCCAAGAUGGAGCUCUUCCUCAUGGUCACCAGCUUACUGCAAGCCUUUACAUUCAGACUCCCGGAGGGAACGCCGCCUCCUCCCAUGCACGGACGCUUCGGACUGACACUGGCGCCAUGCCCCUUUUCUGUGUCUGUGAGCCCUCGACUAGAGAUGACGCUGGGAUACCGAGACAGUCGUAAUGAUGUGCAGGACAUUUAAUUAAGU
Messenger RNA from Doryrhamphus excisus (bluestripe pipefish), 1736 nucleotides. Lineage: Eukaryota; Metazoa; Chordata; Actinopteri; Syngnathiformes; Syngnathidae. The record is from RefSeq and is a predicted model, not a curated record.